This is a messenger RNA of Lotus japonicus, 2561 nucleotides long. RefSeq names its product two-component response regulator-like APRR1. Gene Ontology annotation, biological process: phosphorelay signal transduction system; cytokinin-activated signaling pathway. The coding region runs from base 456 to 2147 and encodes 563 amino acids. Gene Ontology annotation, molecular function: protein binding. The transcript is spliced from 6 exons. NCBI's taxonomy places the organism in Eukaryota, Viridiplantae, Streptophyta, Magnoliopsida, Fabales, Fabaceae. The record is from RefSeq and is a predicted model, not a curated record.
UUCUCUUUCCACGUCAUCACCCUUUUGCUACCCUACGCCAAAGUGUCCCUCAUCCAUUACCCAAUUCCCAGCGCACGUUAGCACCCCGACCAACAUCAUUUGCGAUUUUUCUGCAAUCACAACCUUGACGACUCGUGUUUCAGCCACCCCUUUUCUUCUCCUUCCGACUAGGAAGUCCAAACCGAUUUUUUCCCCUAAAUUUUCUCACAUGCUGCUAAACGUGCGCAGUUUUCCCUCACUACCAGUUCAGCAGCUGGAUUUUGAUAACCCCUUUUUGUUUUGAUUGAUUUUAGAUAAAGGGGUGUGUGAAAAAUUGGAUUUUGAAGUGGAUCCAUCUUAAUUGGGUUAUAGGGUGGUGCAAAACUUGAUUUUGAAUGGAGGUUAGGUUGUUGUUACAGCGUUGUUGAGUUGUGUGUUUUUCCAAUAGCAUAGGCCAAAGGGGUUGCUAGAUAGAGAUGGAGAGUGAAGCUGAGGAAAUUCUUAAUUUGAAUAGCAGAGAGAACAAUUGUGGGGGAGCUAAUAGUAAGAGUGGUGAUGCUUUUAUUGACAGAAGCAAAGUCAGGAUUUUGUUGUGUGAUGAUGAUCCCAAGAGCUCAGAGGAGGUUUUUACCCUUCUUGUCAAAUGUUCUUAUCAGGUUACUCCAGUAAGAUCAGCAAGGCAAGUAAUUGAUGCUCUCAAUGCGGAAGGGCAAUAUAUAGAUAUCAUACUAGCUGAAGUUGACCUUCCAAUAAAGAAGGGCAUGAAGUUGUUGAAGUACUUAUCACGGGAUAAAGAAUUGCGCCGAAUUCCUGUUAUAAUGAUGUCUGCAAAAGACGAGGUACCAAUCGUUGUAAAGUGCUUGAGACUUGGAGCAGCAGACUAUCUAGUAAAGCCGUUACGCACUAAUGAACUAUUAAAUUUGUGGACACACAUGUGGAGAAGGAGGCGCAUGCUUGGACUUGCAGAGAAAAACAUCUUGAGUUAUGACUUUGAUAUGGUAGCAUCAGACCCAAGUGAUGCCAAUACAAACAGUACCACCUUGUUCUCUGAUGACACGGAUGACAGGUCCAAAAGAAGCACCAAUCCUGAGGCAGCCCAACAAGAACCAGAGGUUAGUAUUUCUAAAGCUGCUGCUGUCAUUGAGGAGCUUCCGGGUGCUCAGAUAUCAGAAUGUCGGCCUAAUGUACCCGGAAUAAGUGAUCGCAGAACAGGAAAUUUUUCAUCUGGUCCUAAGAAGAGUGAACUAAGGAUUGGAGAGUCAUCAGCCUUUUUCACUUAUGUCAAAGCAACAACACUGAAGAGCAACGUUCAAGAGAUUGCUCAUGUUGACAACCAUGCUACUACUCAAGUGAGGGUGGAAGAUAUGAAUCAAGCAUGUGCUCGACAGAGGGUUAAUGACCUCAAAACACAUGAAAAUCAAGAAAUGUUUGAAAGCCGUUCUCAAGAGGACUUACCCAGCAGUAAUAGUUUCCCUGAUUCUUUCUCUAUUGAGAGAUCUUGUACUCCACCUGCAUCAGUGGAAGUUUCACAGCAAAAGAAUUUCAGGGAAGAAUAUUAUCCUCAGGGAUCGUUGUAUCCAAGCAAUGGAAGUCGUGGUUCUAAGCUUGAACCGUCCGGCAUGCCUGCUCAACAUGCUUAUCCAUAUUAUUAUAAUUCAGGAGUUGUUAAUCAUGUUAUGUUGCCAUCAUCUGCGCAACUAUAUCAAAAAAAUAUGCAAGACAUCCAUAGCCAUGCUAAUUCAUCUAUGAUUGCGCAGUACAAUCACCUUGCCCAGUGUUCUCCUCAUGCGAAUGGGAUGACAUCCUUCCCAUAUUAUCCAAUGAACAUUUGCUUACAACCUGGUCAGGUAUCUACACCUCAUUCAUGGCCAUCAUUAGGAAGUUCAGGUUCAUGCGAAGUAAACUUGAGUAAGGCUGAUAGGAGAGAAGCAGCAUUGAUGAAGUUUAAACAGAAGAGGAAAGACCGCUGCUUUGAUAAGAAAAUUCGGUAUGUCAACAGGAAGCGGCUUGCUGAAAGGCGGCCUCGUGUGAGGGGACAGUUUGUCCGAAAGUUGAGCGGUGUUGAUGUGUAUCUUAAUGGACAACCUGCUUCCGCUGACUAUGAUGAGGAGGAGGAAGAGGAGGAAGAUAACCACGUAGCAAGAGAUUCCUCUCUUGAGGAUGCUUGAGAAUGUCAAAUUGCUUCUUCGACCAAAGGGUGCAGAGGCUGUCAAUUCCUUCCUGCACUAAAGUUGUCCUGUUGAGGACUUGGCACUGUGCCUUGCUUUGAUGGAUAAUCGUUGCAUGAUCACCACAGUGCCCUUUAUACUUAGGAAGUGUUGAUCCAAUUCGAGUGUAAGCCGUCAUCCUUUGGAGUUCAAACAAACUCUUGCUUGGUCUUUUUUGAAUUUUACUUCCUCAAAUGAUCCAUCUUAUUGAGCUCUUACAGAAGGUAUCCUUCCUGCUGGUUAUAUCUAAUGCGGUUGAAAGUAUCACACUUUUGUCUAAUUGAAACUGUUUGAAGCAGGUUGUGGAUGCUUAUAGUUGUGGAGAAAAUGUUAAGCACCUUUAUUUUGUCCAAAGAAAUGAGUUAUAUUGUCUGA